Molecule: messenger RNA, 2131 nt
Organism: Erythranthe guttata (spotted monkey flower)
Lineage: Eukaryota; Viridiplantae; Streptophyta; Magnoliopsida; Lamiales; Phrymaceae
Product: xylan O-acetyltransferase 1
Cellular component (GO): Golgi apparatus
Molecular function (GO): O-acetyltransferase activity
Source: RefSeq, a predicted model, not a curated record
GUGAUCGAUCGGCUGAGAAAGACAACACUCCAACCAUAUACAAUUACCAUAAUAAAGCGGUGUGUGUCAUUUCACCUAAUUAAUAUAUCACUCUUCUCUCCAAAUUAAACUAAUUAAUUAACCAACUACACCACCAACUAAUAUUAAAUCUUUCUCUCUUAAUUCAAUCAAGAAGAAUAAAAAGAUUAAUCAAUGUUAGUGUGUUCUCUUUAAUUAUAUUUCUCAUGCAAAUACUCUUCUUAAUCUCUUUGAUCAUCGUCUUUAUAAUUUUCUCCUCUUCAUUUAUAUAUAUUAUAUAUCUCUCACCAAAAUUGUCUUCUCUCUCAUAAUUCUCAUGCAGCCUCCUCUCCGCCGCAAAUUCAGCCCAGUAUUCUUCUCCGCCGCGUCGACUUCAUUCUCAAUGAAGCCCACCACCGCCGCCGUCGGCGGAGGCCGCAAGAGCGGCAAUCUGUCGGUAUUCGUGGUGGCUAUGUCCAUCUUCAUCUUCGGCUGUUUCAUGUACAACGAGGACGUGAAAUCAAUUGCCGAAUACCCGUUCACGCGCCCCACCCAGGAAGUCCAAGAAAACGAGACGGGUUUCAAUUUCGCCGGCGGCGACCAAAGCGCCGCCGUUUCGGUGGUGGUGAAUUCAAGAACCGUCGUGGAGACUGAAAUAGAGGGAUCCUCUUCCGAUGAUGAUGAUCAGAAACAAGAGGUGAAAUCUACCGACCCAGAAAUCGAAACGAACGUUGAGGAAAAUCACGACGGCGGCGGCGGCGGCGAUGAUGAUGAAGAAGAGGAGAUUAUUGAACACCCACCAGAAGACUGCGAUUUUUUCACGGGGGAAUGGGUUUUUGAUAACGUCACCCACCCGUUGUACAGAGAGGAUGAAUGCGAGUUUUUGACGGCGCAGGUGACGUGUAUGAAGAACGGCCGGCGAGAUUCUCUCUACCAGAAUUGGAGGUGGCAGCCCCGAGACUGUUCUUUGCCCAAGUUUAAAGCGAGAUUAAUGCUUGAGAAAAUGAGGAACAAGAGGCUAAUGUUUGUUGGGGAUUCACUGAACCGGAACCAGUGGGAGUCAAUGAUCUGUUUGCUUCAAUCCGCAGUGCCACGUGGCAGCAAGACCUUGAACAAGACUGGCUCUUUAUCUGUCUUCAAAAUUCAGGAUUACAAUGCAACAGUGGAGUUUUACUGGGCUCCGUUCUUGGUGGAAUCGAACUCGGACGAUCCGGAUAUGCACAGCAUAUUGAACAGGAUAAUAAUGCCCGAAUCCAUCGAGAAACACGGCCGAAACUGGAAGAAUGUCGACUACCUCGUCUUCAACACUUACAUUUGGUGGAUGAACACUGCAGCCAUGAAAAUUCUGCGAGGAUCGUUCGACGAAGGCGCGACGGAGUUCGAAGAAAUUCCGAGGCCUGUGGCUUAUGAAAGAGUGUUGACGACUUGGUCUAAUUGGGUUGACCGAAACGUCGAUCGAAAUCGAACCCAAGUUUUCUUCAUGAGCAUGUCUCCCCUCCACAUCAAGAGUUUGGAUUGGAAUAACCCGGAUGGGAUAAAAUGUGCUAAAGAGACAGCCCCGAUACUGAACACGUCAAUGCCGUUGAACGUGGGCACGGAUCGGAGGCUAUUUGCUGUGGCGGCAAAUGUGACCAAGUCCAUGAAAAUGUCUGUGAGUUUCAUGAACAUCACAGCGCUGUCGGAAUACAGAAAAGACGCGCACACGUCUGUCCACACAAUCCGGCAGGGUAAAAUGGUGACGCCGGAGCAGCAGGCGGAUCCGGCGACUUACGCCGAUUGCAUACACUGGUGCCUCCCUGGAUUGCCGGACACGUGGAACGAGUUUCUCUACGCUCGUAUUAUAUCACGGUCCUGACAAAUUAUAAAUGCACGUGUUAAUCUCAGAUUAACAUGUGUUUGGUAAAUAUUUUUCUAGAUGCAUUUCGAAAUCUGGAUUUUUAUUUUUAUUUUUUUGGCGUUUUUGUUGAUAUAUCGUAUAUGAAUCGGCAAUUUAUCUUGGCCGUUGAUUGAAAAUAUCAAACGUUGCAAGGAACGUUUUUUUGUAAAAAAUGAAAUCGGUUCGAAGAAAGUACAAAUGAAAGAGAAAUUGUAACUAACUUCUUUUAUGUAAAUUUUGUGUUACUUUUUCAUUCUU